Molecule: messenger RNA, 1413 nt
Organism: Zygosaccharomyces rouxii
Lineage: Eukaryota; Fungi; Ascomycota; Saccharomycetes; Saccharomycetales; Saccharomycetaceae
Gene: POL31
Product: DNA-directed DNA polymerase delta subunit POL31
Exons: 2
Coding region: 1-1413 (470 amino acids)
Biological process (GO): DNA strand elongation involved in DNA replication; DNA replication
Cellular component (GO): delta DNA polymerase complex
Molecular function (GO): DNA binding
Source: RefSeq, a predicted model, not a curated record
AUGGAUGCACUUCUCCAGAAGUUUAAUGAAAAGCGCCCAGAUGACCCCAAGGCUCAAAAGAGGAUCUCAGUAGAAGAGAGGGAAGAAGAUGUAAAUCCAUUCGCAUUGCCAACAGGUUCCAGAAACUACAAUGCUCAAUACUAUCACAUGUAUGAGCACAGAUUGAGGACGAUGAAGAAUCGCGUUAGGAAAGAGUGUAUAGAGAGAUGGAAUGAUGAUUUUAAACUUAAUGGAGAACCUGUUGUAAUGAAGCAGAAAGUAUUGGAUAUUCAGGCUGGUCAACCAUGCUGGGCCAUUGGUAGCAUUUACUGUGAAAUGAAAUAUAAACCAAAUAUCUUGGAAGAGGUGAUCAAUGACACCUAUGGGGCUCCAGACCUUACCAAGAGUUAUACGGAUGUAGAAGGUACUGAUGAAGUAAUGCUUGAAGAUGAAAGCGGUAGAGUUCUUCUUGUGGGUGACUACAUCAGUAAGACUCCGUUUGUCACAGGGACAGUGAUCGGAGUGCUGGGGAUGGAAGCUGAAGCUGGUACCUUUCAAGUUUUAGAUAUUUGUUAUCCCACGCCAUUGCCUCAGUCACCUCUACCAAAACAUGAUAAACAUGAUAAUAGGAAAAUUGCAUUGAUAUCAGGCCUUAAUUUAAAUUCAACCUCUCCAGGUCGUCUCUUGAAACUACAACUUCUGCAAGAAUUUCUACUGGGUAGAAUAUGCAAUGAUGAUGAAAUAAUAAAUAUUGGCAAAUUGGUUAUUUUAGGAGAUUCAGUGGAUGCUAAAGUUGACGAAAAAGGCCCUGGUGAUAUGAUAAAUUGUUUGGAAGAACUGGGUAAAUUUUUAAGCAAUAUUUUGCAAUCAAUACCCAUUGAUCUCAUGCCCGGUAUGAAAGAUCCUACAGAUAAAUCGUUACCUCAACAACCAUUGCAUAAAGCCCUGUUUAGAGAUUCUUUGAGACCACUUUUUGAAGAAGUCAACAAACAACUUUUCAACGUGGUUACCAAUCCUUACUGUUUCACUUUUGAAGGGCUUAAAUUAUUAGCGAUAGCAGGACAAAACAUCAAUGAUAUUUGUAAGUACAUUAUUCCUUAUCAAGAGGAUGGAAAGUCUGAAGACUCUCAAUUGGAGGACACCGUUGAUCAUCGGUUAGACUUAAUGGAAUGUACUAUGAAAUGGCAAAACUUAGCGCCUACUGCACCUGACACUCUUUGGACUUAUCCUUACAAGGAUGAUGAUCCCUUUUUACUCGCUGAAUGGCCACACAUAUAUGCUGUGGGGAACCAACCAGAUUUUGGUACAAGAGAAUUAGAUCUUAAGGGAAGAAGAAUAAAAAUGAUAUCUGUACCGGAAUUCAGUAGUACAGGAAAAAUUGUGUUAUUAGACAUUAAAACGUUAGAAACAGAAAUCGUGAACAUCGAAUUAUAA